UUCAGAAAAAUAAAACAACAAUUGAGAUUUGUGCUGUCACAACCAUCGAGGCCUUCGACUGAACGCGUCAGAAAAAGAAGAAGAAGAAGAAGAGCAAUGAAGGAUGAACAAGAGCUAAAUUAUAAAAAGGAAGCUGCUGCCGACACGUUGUACAGUUAUUCAAAAUUUGUGAUUGCAAGGAUGGGAAGUAGGACUCGGCCAUGUGAUUUGAGGUUACAUUUAAUGAAGGAGAUUUCAGGCAUGCCAACUUCUCUAAUUAAUAGGGAAACACCACACGCUGCAGCAUCUCCCGAGGCAAUGGGUGAGUCAUCCAGCUCAGGAACAGCAAGAUUAGAUAAAGCAGACAGUUUUCGAGCAAUAUAGUUAAUACUUGGUAGUGGAUGGUGACCGUGUUUAUUGUUUAGGGUUGUGGCAUAGUGUGUGGUUGUUGGUAGAUAGCAGCUACUCUCUCCCAUAGUAAUGGUACAAAAGUAGGCACAAAAAUGGGCAGAAUUAUGUUUUCAAUCACCAUCUAUGCAAUGUCUCACAGAUUGGUAUAAAUUAUAGUACUGCUGUUAUUUUCAUAGCAUGUUUGGUGUAGGAUUAAUAAAGUAGUAUAGUGUUGUUUGAUCAUGGCCGUUGACUUGAUUGUUGUUUUUUAAGUUUGAUGUUGAAUUAGUGUGGUUCACCUUUGGUUUCAAUCAGAUGGCAAUGCAUGUGUUGAUUCAGUUCAAGUUGAA
Molecule: messenger RNA, 719 nt
Organism: Medicago truncatula (barrel medic)
Lineage: Eukaryota; Viridiplantae; Streptophyta; Magnoliopsida; Fabales; Fabaceae
Exons: 3
Coding region: 97-363 (88 amino acids)
Source: RefSeq, a predicted model, not a curated record